UGCAUUGUUGACAAAAAAAAAAACAGAGCAUGGAAUAGAAGCAUAUGCGAAGCUUGUUGGCACUGUGAAAGCUUUGAAGUUAAACACUUUGAGCUGAGACUAAGAAGGGUGGGUAGGUCCGGUCUGCAACAUUGAUGAUUUGUGCUGUUGAAUUUGGAUCAACAAUUCCAGUAAUGCACAGGAAAAGCAGUCAAAUUUGAUCAAAUUAGCAUUACCAGCAAACGAGCACAUUUCCAGUAUCUACAACUUAUUGUGCAUGAAAAGCAUGUUCGGUUGUCAAUAGCAGCUUCGUUGUCAACUAGUCACCAAUGGCUUUUUUAUUUCAGAAAUUUCAAGAGGCUGUGAAAACACUUGCAAAAAGUCCUACUUUUGCUAGGGACCCGAAACAUCUACAAUUUGAUGCUGAUAUCAAUCGUUUGUUCUUUUAUACAAGCUACAAUCGGUUAGGGAAGGAUGCUGAUGAAGCAGACGCAGAAGAGAUUAUUGAAAUGGGCAGUAAAGCCUCAGUUGCUGAUCAAAAGAUGCAAGUGGAAGAAAAUGUUCAUUCUCAAGUAAAAGCCUUUUGCACGUUCAUGGAUGAAAUACUUCGUUCAAAUGAAAAGAUGGUGACUGACUCCUUUGAGUUAUCUCUACAAGCAAACACUUUGCCUCACCAUAGUGGAACUAGUUCAGCUAAGGGUCGGUGUGACCCACCAACUAAAUAUCCUGCUGCCUCUAAACGAAGGCCAUUAAGCCAAGCUGAAGUUUCUCAGAAAUUAAAGGAUCAAAUUGGCUACAGUCUUGAUGUGAGACCUUCUCAAAUAUCUCACAAGGAUGCUGGGCAAGGUCUAUUUUUAGAUGGGGUAGCAGAUGUGGGUGCUGUGCUAGCCUUUUAUCCUGGUGUAGUCUACUUUCCAUCUCAUUGUCAUUGUAUUCCUGGAUAUCUUGAUGAGAAGAACCCUUAUUUGAUAACAAGAUAUGAUGGAACUGUCAUUGACGCCCAACCUUGGAGUCGUAGAGGUGAUCAGCAAGAACUGUGGAAUGGUAGAAAUAUGUUAGAAAACAAGGUUGAAGUGGAAGGAGCUGAGAAAGGUGCAGACAGCCUAAGUAAGCCUUUGGAAGGAUCCCAAGUAGAUAGUAGCGAUGAUGUACUUGAGUGUAGAAACCCAUUAGCCUUGGCACACUUCGCUAAUCACCCUGCGAAAGGGAUGCUUCCAAAUGUCAUGGUUUGCCCUUAUGACUUUCCAUUGACUGAAAACAACAUGAGAGUUUACAUUCCUAAUAUCUUAUAUAGAAAUGCAGAGGUCAAUGUGAAGAGUUUUAGCAGGUUUUGGUUCAAAAUUGGGGUUUCAAGAAAUAGUGAAUCAAAAGUUCCUACUCUAAAUACUGUUGUUUUGGUAGCAACUAGGGCUCUUCAAGAUGAGGAACUACUUCUGAACUACAGGCUGAGCAACUCUAAGCGGCGGCCAGAAUGGUAUGCUCCAUUGGAUGAAGAAGAGGACAUGAGCAGUUGAAACUAGCCAAUAUCUAUUGGAGCCAUAAGUCUCUGUAGAUAUUCAGAGCACACCCUUUAUCACGAUGGUGGCUUAAUGAAGUAAUUUUUCCUAAGAAGCUGUAGUAGUCACAAUUUUUUGGAUGUUAUCUUUAAGUAAUAAGAAUGAGGUCAUUUUGUAACGGAUGAAGUAUGUGAUGACGAAAUUUUUAUGAGAUUUAUUUUGGACA
Lotus japonicus is the source of this 1701-nucleotide messenger RNA. RefSeq lists its product as uncharacterized. The transcript is spliced from 5 exons. Lineage: Eukaryota; Viridiplantae; Streptophyta; Magnoliopsida; Fabales; Fabaceae. The coding region runs from base 309 to 1493 and encodes 394 amino acids. The record is from RefSeq and is a predicted model, not a curated record.